Caenorhabditis angaria is the source of this 291-nucleotide messenger RNA. The record is from the annotation of a GenBank genome assembly. NCBI's taxonomy places the organism in Eukaryota, Metazoa, Nematoda, Chromadorea, Rhabditida, Rhabditidae.
AUGAAAACUGUUAUUUUUGCGCUAAUUUUUUUGUUUUCCACUUGUUCGCCAAAAGAUUUAACAACAGGUUUGACAACAGAUUACCUAGAGGCUUUAGGGUGAGUUUAAAAAAAAACUCACUUCGCUUCAAAAAUCUCCGAAUCUUGCAGCGCUCUUUAUAAUGGUGGCAAUGUUGUUAUCAAGUCUUUCAACACAAACAUGCAACGAAACUGUUUCUUUUCGCCUACUCAAUGCAUGAUGGAACCAGCAAAACCGAUCAAUAAAUUGGUUCACAAUGAUGCUUUUUGUUGA